AUGUAUUAUGCUCCGUGGAGUUUUCAUUCCCGACAAUUGAAACACCCGUUUGAAGUGGUGGCAUUAGUAUUACGGAAUCACAGAAAUAUACGGUUUGUAGCUGUUAACUGUUGGACAACUGCAGGAGAAUGCCGCGGUUUGUACAAAAUUUAUCAGUUCCCAUUGAUAGUUGCUUAUUCGUCUAGAGUUCAUACUGUCUAUCAAGGAGAGCACUCAGUGGACCAUAUUUACAGAUGGGUGGUAAAUGUAAGGAACCCCGUAAGUAUGAUUCAGUCGAAGGAGCAACUGGAGAAAAUGAAACGAGACUUCCACACCUUAGUAGUUGGCUAUUUCCCUUUCAAGGACAUGAUCACUCCUUCUGGAUACCGUGCUUUUGCUGCUGCUGGAAUGAUGCUACAAACUGGCAUAAUAGAAGACCAUUUCACAUGUCUCGCUGUUCUUACAAGUGAACGAAUAGCUCGGGAGAUUGGCAUGCGUUUCGAGGGCGACAUGAUUUUGUAUAGCCUUGACGGUACUUUUCUCUUUCAAUUCCAUUGA
This is a messenger RNA of Cooperia oncophora, 537 nucleotides long. The record is from the annotation of a GenBank genome assembly. NCBI's taxonomy places the organism in Eukaryota, Metazoa, Nematoda, Chromadorea, Rhabditida, Trichostrongylidae.